Molecule: messenger RNA, 330 nt
Organism: Mizuhopecten yessoensis (Yesso scallop)
Lineage: Eukaryota; Metazoa; Mollusca; Bivalvia; Pectinida; Pectinidae
Product: scavenger receptor class A member 5-like
Exons: 2
Cellular component (GO): membrane
Source: RefSeq, a predicted model, not a curated record
CUUCCAGUGACAUUGCUGUCAGACUAGAGGGCGGACCAGACACCAACGUCGGACGGGUGGAUGUGUUUUAUAGUGGUAUGUGGGGAGCAGUGUGUGCCGAUACCAUCUGGGAUAAAAAGGAUGCAAAUGUCACCUGCAGAAUGCUUGGACACAGUGAUGGGCAACCAAGACGUGAAAGAAGUAAAUAUGGUAAUCCUACGUACCCAGUAUGGAUGAAUCACGUUUAUUGUAAUGGCACAGAGGAACACCUGGCAAACUGCUCAUUUAGUGGAUGGGCAUUUUCGGAUUCAUGCUACUAUGCAGCUGGUGUUUUCUGCUAUAACAUCACAG